AUGAGUAGUGACAGGAGAACAUCCGGCAUUUGGAAACACUAUUUUGAAUAUCUUGAUAAAUGGGGUAAGAAAAGGGCGAAAUGUAACUACUGUACUAGUAACUUUGCUUCUGAAAGUACGAAUGGGACCUCAACGCUAUGGAGACAUUUAAAUGAGGUUUGUCCUAAUUCCCCUCUUAGAAUUAUUGACAGAAAUAAAUCAAGAAUCAAGGUAGUUAAAAAAGGGGAACAAGCAUAUAGUACAUGUACUGUAGAAAAGGUUGUGAUUAACAUCAAUAAGAUUAGGAGAGCCAUUGCUGAGUUUGUCAUUAUUGAAGAACAACCUUUUAAAGUUGUUGAAGGGGAAGGUUUUAGGAGAUUAAUGGCAGUUUCUUUGCCUAAUUUUCAAUUACCUUCUCGCUUGACUGUUGCUAGACAAUAUCAUAAGGGUGAGACAAUUGCUAAGGGGAUUGAGGCGUGCUUAUUUGAUUGGGAAAUUGAGAACAUAUUCACGGUGACCUUAGAUAAUGCAACUGCUAAUGAUUCUGCAAUUAAACACUUGAAGAGAAGAAUUGAGGAUUUGAAAGGAGACAUCUUAGGAAAUGAGUUCUUACAUGUGGACUCCACAUAUAUGAUGCUAGAUACAACUGUAAAAUUUGAAAAGUCAUUUUCAAGAAUGUAUGAUGAUGAUCACAAGUACCUCAAGUAUUGUUUAGAAACAAAUAAUGUGGGAGGGCAUCCAUCGAUAGAUGAUUGGAAGAAUGUUGAAGUUUUCAUUAAGUUCCUUGAGAUUUUCUACCAUGUAACUUUGAAAUUCUCAGGAACUUCAUAUGUUACUUCGAAUUCUUUCUUCCAUGAUAUCUUUAAUCUUCAAAUGAUAAUUUGCAAAAAUGUUCGUAGUGAAGAUUCUAUUUUGAGUGGCAUGGCUAAAAAGAUGGAGCUUAAAUUUAACAAAUACUGGGGUACUUUUGAAAGUAUGAACAAGUUAUUAUUCAUUGCUGUUAUUUUGGAUCCUCGAUACAAGUUGAAAUAUGUGGAAUAUCUGUUUAAAAACUCUUAUGGUUGUUUGGUGGGAGCCGAAAAAUCAAAAAAGGUGAUGGAUACUUUGAGUCGCUUGUAUGAUUACUACAUGAGUUCUUUUUGUGGGACUUAUACCGAUAAAAUUGGUGGUCAAACAAGUUUGAAUGAUGAAAUUGAUACCAUGUAUAGUGACGAGAUAUGGCAAUCACAAUGGGAGAAAUAUUUGGCAAAUGAAGACAAUACUGAAAAUAAAUCAGAACUGGAGAAGUACUUGGUAGAUGAUUUGGAAAAGACCAAAGAGUUAGAUAUUUUGGCUUGGAAGAAAGUUUCUUCGGCUAGAUAUCCAAUUAUUUCUAGGAUGGCAAGAGAUGUUCUUUCUAUUCCUAUUUCUACUGUUGCUUCUGAAUUAGCUUUUAGCACCGGUGGUCGGAUUCUUUACUCUUAUCAAAGUUCUUUAUCACCAAAGACAGUAGAAGCUCUUAUUUGA
Lycium barbarum (goji berry) is the source of this 1485-nucleotide messenger RNA. Its product is annotated as zinc finger BED domain-containing protein RICESLEEPER 1-like. The coding region runs from base 1 to 1485 and encodes 494 amino acids. The record is from RefSeq and is a predicted model, not a curated record. The transcript is spliced from 3 exons. Gene Ontology annotation, molecular function: DNA binding; protein dimerization activity. Lineage: Eukaryota; Viridiplantae; Streptophyta; Magnoliopsida; Solanales; Solanaceae.